UCUCUCCUCCCCAGGCCCUGUCUGUCACCUCCACCAAAAUGAACUGUUCCACAACUAUCGAGACAGUUCUAAAUCAGGCUAGGAAUGGAUUCUUCAACAACUCCAUGGCUGCCUCUCAGAUCACCCCCUCACUGGAGAACAGGAACUACCUGGAGCUGAACAAGCUGGACUGCAAUAAUGUGACUUCACCACCUCAAUCUCCUCCCCCCACACGCGUGGCUCUCGACCCCCACGAACGCAAUUUGGACUCCCUUGACUGCUGUUUCCUCUGCCCAGGCCACCUUCCUGGGACGAUGUUGCCGCCCACUACCUCAGAGAAGGAAAUCAUCGUGCACUACAAAGUGGAGAACAACAUCACCGAGAAACACUUCAAUUUUGCAAUCAAUGUGACGGUCCAUGAAGGGUCCACGCUGCUGCAGGUCAUGGAGGAGGCGAAAAGAAAAAAUCCUUCAAAUUUCAGCUUCACCGUGGAGGAAAGCAGUUGGGGUCCAUUUGUCACCAGUAUCCACGGUUUAUAUGGGAACCAGGAGACUCGAACAUACUGGCAGUUUCUUUCAGGGAAAACCCCUUUGGAUCAAGGAAUUGAUUUUUAUGAACUGAAAAAUAACGAAGACAUCGUGGCAGAAUUCUCUAAAUAUUAACCCUAGAUUUGUGACUCAGGAUUUCCUG
Messenger RNA from Polyodon spathula (Mississippi paddlefish), 669 nucleotides. RefSeq names its product cobalamin binding intrinsic factor-like. Gene Ontology annotation, molecular function: cobalamin binding. Lineage: Eukaryota; Metazoa; Chordata; Actinopteri; Acipenseriformes; Polyodontidae. Gene Ontology annotation, biological process: cobalamin transport. The record is from RefSeq and is a predicted model, not a curated record. The transcript has 4 exons. Bases 39 to 641 code for a protein of 200 amino acids.